CAGUAUUUGCAUGUUAAAAGACAAAAGUCACGGAAAACUCAAUUAUGUCAAGAUAAAAAUAAUGCACGAACUGGUUGAGAUUACAAAACAAUCCUAGGAAGGGAUGCCUUUGUAGUGAGCGCCGCAACGUUGGAAAUGGGAUUUGUUUGGGAAAGUGAGCAUUUUUUAAAAGUCGAUGGAGGGGCUACAGGAUUGAAGAAGCUGAGGGAAAACUUUGGCCAAACUUGGAGCCUUUCUCUGUGCAUGGAUGAAAACCGAGCAGAAUCCUGGAGGGGAAAAGUCCUGCAGAGGUCAAAAUGCAACGUUUCCUCGCUUGGAUUACCUUUUAAUUCAUAAGUUCAGUUGUAAGCAACGUUUUCUAUUUUUAUUUUUGGAAGUCCUGCCAAAAAACAAAAGUGUGGAUGAGAGAAAAUGGGGGAGUAAAAUGCUAUUGUGGAUUACAACGACAGAAAAGUAAGGCACCUAUGAAGUAAAAAAGUUGAAUAAAACGAAUAAAAGGGGAACGCACAAUGGCAGAAAAGGAGCCGGGAAAGAAGGUAGCUGUGUAUCGGAGCGUUUCUUUCAAAAGACUUGAAAGCUGGAGCGCAAAUAAAACUCGUUCGGCAACUGAUGAUCAACAACACAAAUCAAAAGAUUUAGAGAGCGGCGCCCAUCCCCCUCUAGCUACAGAAGGCGCAGUCGAGAAAGCGCAGCCCUCGGCUACGCGUAGUGUUGGUGUGUCAAGAAAAGUUUCCAAAAUUUCAGCUGCCAACGUUUCGACCGCAGAUUUUAAGAAAAACUCUCCUCACUCGAUUUCGCCCUCGAUACGCCAGCUUUCAGAGAAGUUUAACACCGCCACGGAGAGGACGCCAGCUCCGGCUCCUGUCAGUAAAGGGGUCUCCAAAGGCACAGCUCCGAACAGGAGUAAAUCCAGGAAUGAGGGACUUUUACAGAAGUUGCGGCAAGAGGAGAAAGGAUAUUUGCCGAUCUCGGAUAGAGAUCCAUUAGGGACUGCUGCGAGCAAAGCUCAGGCGGAGCAGGACUUAGUUUCUGAAUCCGUUUUAACCCACGGGACAGUGAAAACUCACGGAGGGAUUAUCGACAGAACUGCGAAUACAGGUACACCGAACUCAGGUAAGAAAGAUUAUUUUCCAACCGCUGCGCCGCCUGGCACGCCGACUAGUUUGACAAAGACCGUAACCACCGAAGAUGAUGUUUGUAUCGAGGGAGCCUCGGCUGGCAAGUCGCAGCGUGACAUUCUCACAGCAGACACCCCUUGUGUUGAAAUGACCAACUGGCCAAGCGUUACAAAAAUUAGAAAGCUAUUUGGAGACGGCCACAGAAAGCCGCACAGGUCAACGUCUGACGCUGACGACCUGAAGUCUGCAAGUCAGCACUUCGGCUGUGUGAAAGAAAGUGCGCUGACAGAUAUAAGUGAGAGACAGUCGCCGCCACCGCCACCAAAACUUUGGCAAGCCAGCCCUGAGGAUGAUCGUGGUGUGUGCUGUGUGGACAGGAAGGACAGCGUUUUAAGUAACAAGAGGAGUACGGACUCGGAUAUGGACACUGUUUUCAGCACUAAACCCAUCGAUGAAGCUCAGUUUACCAGCCAGCAGCGACAGGACCAGCUCCCUGAUGUCUGCAGAACAAGGAGUCCCAGUGAGAAUGUGGAGAAUUGGACUGCAAAGGUAAACAGUGACCCCAGGCCCCCUCCCCCAGUUCCUCCGCCCAGGAGCAGCUCUGUUCCCCUUUCCCUUAGAGCCCAGUCGCUUUCCUUUGGUUGGCAGCACAAACAGGAGGCAAGACAGCAAUCAGAUAGUUUACAUUCUUUGCAUAGCUCUUCCAAACCACAGGCUGCCCCCUCGGCUGCUCCUGCCUGUGAUAAAGUGAGCUCCAGCGAGGAGGAGGAUUCCUACCGCAGAGGUAGCAGAGGCAGCUUCCCCUUGACUCACAACAGCAGCGGCGCUGGCAGGAACAAAAAUGGCUCCUGGGUCCGGCCCCCGGGGAGAUCGUCUGGCAGCGAAGAGGAUGGCCCGCCAGCAGUAGCCCACAACAAGGACAACGUUCGGCGGAAAUCCCUGAGGAAAAAGAAGAAGAAUGUGGGUGGGAGCAGCAACAAUGGAGAGUCUGACGACAGUUAUGAUGAGCCGCUGAUGGAGCCUUUUGAGAGACGCCAGUUCCCCUGCGACUUGGAGCAGUGGGUGUGUAAAGAUGAAGUCCUGAGGCCCAGGUCUAGCUUGACAGCUGGAGUGGACCGCCCUUCCCUCGCUGGCCAGCCCCGGGACCACCACACGUGCCCUGCAGUGGAAGGAAGUUAUUUCUUGCAGCGUUCUGGAGGACACGAGUUCUAUAAGCGUCAUUUCCAGAGCCCUUCGGUUGGCUCCUCCAUUCCGCAGGUUUCCCGAGUGUCCAAAGUCAACAUCUCUUCAUUCAUGCCCAGCCCUUGUGGCUCCCAGAGCAGUAGCAGGUAUUCAAGCACAGAGACCUUAAAGGAGGAAGACCAGCCUUCGACUGGUUCUUCUCUGAUGAGCAAAAGCUUUCAUGGCAAUUUCACCAUGUACAGGUCACCCAGUUUCAGCCAGGGUGAUUGUGUUCCCAGACCUCAGGUACGCGUACGACCAAAGCUGCCAUUUGGUAUCGUAAGAGUUCCCAGUGAGGGCUUGUCUGAGAACAGGAGCCCCCAUGCCUUUGUCAACGAGAAAGCGAAACACAGGAUGUCCGUGUCAAACCCCGACAUUGCUUCAGAAACGCGCACACUGCUCAACUUCCUCAAAAUGGAUCUUUCUGAUCUAAGGUAUCGAAAGAGAGGGAAGGGUGGAGGUGAUCGAAAUGAAGCCGUUUGCAGCCAGCAGGCCAGUUACCAGAACACUUCACCUUCCUACAGAGUGGGCUCAAGGGCCCAGUUCCCUCCACAAGGGCGUCUUUCUCUUAAGGAUCUGACCGCUACCUUAAGACGUGCCAAGUCUUUUACUUAUUCUGAAAAACCAGUAGGGCGGCGACAGUCUGCCACUGGCACGAUGAAGCAGAGUCCCUCUGAGCAAAUGCUGGACACCUUGGGGGACAGAUACACUGCUGUUCCCGACAGGGAAGUGCAGAGUGACGUCGGCCAGAGAAGUGAUGGCUUUGACGAUGAGUUGCUAAGCCCACUACGAGACCAGUACAUACAAGAAGCUCGACAGGUUUUCAGAGAUAUCAGCCAGAUGGGGGCUCAGCAGGAAUAUUAUUGUGGUGUGGAUUAUAAGGAAAAUGAAUGUUUCAAAAGGGGGGAGGAAAAGGACCAAGAGGAGGAAGGUGGAGCAAUCCCGGAAGAGAACAAUAGCUCGGUUGUGGGAAAUAAAAGAGAAAGUGUGAAAAGUUUAAAGAAGGUGGAAUCGGAUGAAAAUAUAUUUCGUGAGAAAUCGGUAGAUGAGUUGUCUGGACACGAGUCCAGUUUGACAGAUGAAGGAAUUGUUACAGAGCCAGAGACUGGGCCUUGUGGGAUUUCAUCUAGCAAAGACAUUCUGGGUAAGUCAGUAAAGGUGAGGAAGCAGUCGAGCAGUGGGCUUUAUAAGGAAGAUCUGACGGAUUUGCAACCUGGGAAAAUCAUUCCUACGCCCGAUCCAGUUGUUAGAACUGAAUAUGACGCUGUAGCAGUUGGGGGAGAAUCCAACUAUAAUAAAAGUGUAAGUCAAGGGCCUCUUGAAGCUCCUUCAACACCCAGCGCAAUCCGCCGAAGGAGAAAGUUUUCUUCUGCAGGAAACAAUGGUUCAGACUCCAGCAAUGGAAGCAAUGGCGAAUCGAGUGGGGAAGCCUACAGAUCUCUCAGUGACCCCAUGCCACACCGACGAUGUUCUAUCUCGGAAGACGCCAAGAAUUUCUCGGUCGAUAGCAACCUGCUGGGCUCACUCAACUCCAAGAACGGGAUGCCAGAGUCUUCAGCCACAGAUCUCUCUGAGUACACAGGCAGUGCUGCCAGUGACCUUUCAGUCUGCAGUGAUGGGCUGAAGGAUUACAGUACCGUCAUCCAGAGCAUUGUGAGGGAGCCUGGAGCCAUGGAUAAGUUGAAUGACGAAAAGGGCAAUGGAAAGACUGUGAAGAAGAAAUCCUUUAGUGAUCCCAGUCGCCGAGGGGAGUCUGACACACCUGGGUUCAAGGGCCCAAGUGAGCCAAUCAAUGAAAUGGACCAAUCCAUCAUACCAUCCAGUAGUGAGCCAAUCCUCUCUGAGCAGAGGGAUGAGCUGGGGGAGCUCCAGGAACUGUACAGGCCUGACGCAAAGCUCCGCUCCCAAUCCGAGCACAUGUUGCCCUCGCGCCUCGAGGCGGAUGCUUUGGAAGAGGCGCCGUGUUUCCCGUUUGACCCCAAGUUGGCGGAAGUCCUUUCUCCCCGCAUGGCAAGACGCAGCUCCAAGAAACGAAACAAUCGGGCCACGCAUCAGGAGGGCAGAGCGCACCAACAACCGGAUGAUGCCGAGCACCUGCACCGGCUCCAGCCAUCUCCCAAGCUCAGGCCUGCAUCGAAACAUGUCCGGCACGCCAGCGAGCCCGCCACUUUUGUCCCCAUCGUCGCACCCGAGACGCACCUGUCCCAAAGCCAUCCGGUUCACAUCACUGUUCCCGAACCCUCCAGACCACCGCAGAAACCGUACCCCGUCGUCCAAGCUCCUUCUCUGGAGGACGUAACCAAGCAGUAUAUGUUGACUUUGAACACUGUCGAUACACCUGUUCCCGUAACCCCAGAAACCUCUAGGUCAACACCUGCUACUCCAACCACAGGGGAAGCGAAGCUCCUGAGGAAGGCCAACGAUGACCUGAGCUCUGCAGCUCAGAAGAGCAAACCCCAAGUGGAUAUGAGAAAGCAUGUCAUGAUGACACUUCUAGACACCGAACAAUCCUAUGUGGAGUCACUUCGCACUUUAAUACAGGGAUACAUGAAGCCUCUGAAGCAGCCGGAAAACUCAUUCAUCUGUGACCCUUCCCUGGUGGAUGAGAUGUUCUACCAGAUUCCCGAAAUCCUGGAGCACCAUGAGCAGUUCCUAGAGCAGGUCCUGCUCUGUGUGCAGGACUGGCACGACAAGCAGAAAGUAGGCAGCCUGCUCAUCGAAUCGUUCUCCAAGGACAUACUUGUGAAUAUUUAUUCAGCAUACAUAGACAACUUUCUGAAUGCCAAAGACGCCGUAAGAAUAGCCAAGGAAGCCAAGCCUGCAUUCCUCAAGUUCUUGGAGCAAUGUACAAGGGAGAACAAGGAGAAACAAGCUCUGUCAGAUCUGAUGAUAAAACCAGUCCAGAGGAUCCCCCGCUACGAACUUCUUGUGAAGGACCUGCUGAAGCACACCCCGGAAGACCACCCCGACCACCCCUUCCUGCUGGACGCCCAGAAGAACAUCAAGAGGCUGGCCGAGAGGAUCAACAAGGGCCGGCGGAGCGCGGAGGAGGCCGAGAAGGAGACCCGAGUUCUGCAGGAGGUCGAGGCGCACAUCGAGGGGGUGGAGAAUCUUUUAAAUCCUCAGAGGAAGUUUCUAAGGCAAGAGAUGGUGGUGGAAGUGAAGACUGUGGGUGGCAAGAAAGACCGUUCCUUGUUCCUGUUCAGUGACUUGCUGAUUUGCACAACAUUGAAACGGAAAUCAGGGUCCCUGCGUCGCAGUUCCAUGAGUCUUUACACGGCGGCAAGCGUCAUUGACACCUCGAGUAAAUAUAAGUUCCUUUGGAAACUGCCUUUAGAAGAUGUGGAGAUGGUUAAAGGCACGUCUCAGGCCACCAAUCGGGAGAACAUUCAGAAGACGAUCGGGAGGCUGGAUGAAGACCUGAGCACGCUGGGUCAAAUCAGCAAGCUGUCCGAGACCCUCAGCUUCCCUCAUCAGGGCCUGGAUGAUGUGAUCAGGGACCUGAUGGCUGCUGUUCAUCGCGAGCUGGCAGAGAAGCAAUCGCUGUCCUUCAGCAUGACCUUCCUGCCCACGAAGGUGGAGCUGACCACCGCCUCCGCCGAGAACACCUUCGUCUUUGAGUUCACUGGACCGGAGGCGCGGAGCAACUUUGAACAGGCCUUCGAGGACGCCAAGAAGAAACUUGCAAUGAAUAAAGAUUACUGGGAUCCAGAAUUUCUGAAAGCUAUUCCAAUUAUGAAAACCAGAAGCGGAAUGCAGUUUUCCUGUGCGUCUCCCAGCCACAGCUGCCCAGAAAACACCUAUGAGGUGUGGGUGUGUAACAGCGAUGGCUAUGUAGGCCAGGUGUGCCUUCUGAACAUCAAGGAUGAGCCCACAGUGGAGGCCUGCAUUGCUGUCUGCUCAGCCAGGAUCAUCUGCAUCUCUGCUGUUCCAGGGCUCAAGGCCAGGGAUCGAGGGGAGUCUCUGCUUAGCCCACCCCCGCCCGAGCCAGCACCUGUUCCCUCGGAGCAGAACCUCCACAUCUCCAUCUCAGGCUCGUCCCUGGAGCUGGUGGGGCCCCCCCGAGGGCGGGGUCGAGAGCUCGUGCCCUUCGACAGCGACGACACAGAUGACGAGUCCUCGCCCAGCCCCUCCUCCACCCUCCAGAGCCAGGCCAGCCGCUCCACCAUCUCCUCCAGCUUUGGCAAUGACGAAAUGGUUGGCUCCAAAGAAAUGACGACCGAGACAACGAGCUCGGAGGAGGAGCAGGAGUUCCCGUCGGUGGCCAGCUCGUACGGCCCCCCUCGGCUCAGCAGCGACAGCCCCAUGGAUGGCCGGGCCAUGAGGCGCUCCAGCCGGGGCUCCUUCACUCGUGCCAGCUUGGAGGACCUGCUCAGCAUUGACCCCGAGGCCUACCAGAGCUCCGUGUGGCUGGGCACCGAGGAUGGCUGCAUUCAUGUAUAUCAGUCAUCGGACAACAUUCGGAACAGGAAGAACAGCAUGAAGAUGCAGCACUCAGCAUCCAUUUUGUGCAUCUUGUAUCUUGACAACAAAGUUUUUGUAUCUCUUGCCAACGGUGAAAUCAUUGUCUAUCAAAGGGAAGCAGGCAGUUUUUGGGAUCCCCAGAACUCUCAGACUUUGUCUCUGGGCACCCCCGGGAGUCCUGUGACCAAAAUGGUGCCGGUGACGGGGAGACUGUGGUGUGGCUGUCAGAACCGCAUCCUCAUUCUGAACACCAACACUCUGGCGCAGGAGCACACGUUCCAGAUUGGGCAGGACAGUAGCCGCUGCGUGACCAGCAUGGUGAGCUACGGCCAGGGUGUGUGGAUCGCCCUGCAGGGCAGCGCCCAGGUCCGGCUCUACCAUGCCGUCACCUGUGAGAGCCUCAUGGAGGUGGACGUGGCCCCUGCUGUGCAUAAGAUGUUGGCGGGGUCAGACGCCAUCAUCCGGCAGCACAAGGCAGCCUGCCUGCGUAUCACGGCUCUGCUGGCCUGCAAGGACCUGCUGUGGAUCGGCACCAGCGCUGGGGUGGUGCUCACACUCACCAUCCCCCCCGUCUCCUCCGGCACCAGCCCCCUGCGCGCUCCUCCCGUCCCCAUGGGCUCGGCGCACGGACACACGGGCCACGUUCGCUUCCUCACCUCCAUCGAGCUCCCUGAGGGAUUCGAUGUGGCCUUCCCGCUGCCUGGAGACCAAGGUAACCCGGCCACCAGCGGAGAAGGCGGGUCGGGCCUUCAGAGACAAGACUCUGCCCGCCGGCGUGCCUCCACCCUGCUCCAGUCCAAGUCCAACCUCCUCGUCAUCAGUGGGGGUGACGGCUAUGAGGAUUUCAUGCUCAACAACAGCAGCGAGACGGUGGGCCGGGAUGACAGCACCAACCACCUCCUGCUGUGGAGGCUGUGACCUGCUGCUUGCUGCAGUCAGACCUGCCCACAGCCCUUCCCCAGUACCGCAGGGGCAGCAGGCCUCUGGCUCCCCGCCUUCGACUUCGUCUUUUAAAUUCUAAACGUCUUCUACUUGGACAUCCAGUCUGUCUGUGCAUGGGUGUUUCUUAACACGGGGGGCGGGGGGGGAUGUGUGUGUGUGUGGGGGUCACUUAUAAAAAAAAGUUUAUUUUUUUGUCAAUUUUUUUUCCAUUCGGUGUAAGAAGUAUUAUCUCGCACGGCUUGUGUUGUUCCCGGCUCUGUCGUUGUGCUGAAACUGUUAACUUCAUGAGCAGCAGCAAGAGGAGGGGUUUGAAAAAGCAAAGCAAUUGUUUUUAAACAGGGAAAAAAAAAAGAAAAGUGACCGAUAAGCGUCUGAACUCUUUGUUGAAUUCCCCCAGUGCGAUUUCUCCCGGUCAGUGCCGCGCUGGCUUCCUCCAGAUGUUUCACCCCUGGGCCCUUGCUUUUAGGUCAGCCUUUCAGCCAGAAGCUUCCAGCUCUUUCCUGAAGGCGUCACUGAGCAUAUUUUUGAUUUUCCACAGGCUGGCUCAUAGUCAGCCUAAAGAGAGGUGAAGUGUAAAAGAAGAGGGAAGAGGGGGAAAUGAGGCGUAGCAAGUGACUAUCAAAAAGGUCUGAAGAAACGGAAGGAGGACGUUGGCAGAAUUCAAGAGAAGAAAAUCACAUAUUCUGCCCGACCAAUGUUUUUAUUUCAAUAGAGGAAAAUGGUCAACACACAUCGAUUCUUGAUGGUGUGGUAACUACUGUUAAUUUCAGACUGUGAUUUGUGUCUCUACGAAUGAAGAUUUUUUUUUAAAUCUCCUUUUUUUUUAUUAAUUGAAGAGUGUAAGAGAGCAUAGACAAUAACCAAUGUGCAAUAAGUGGCCUGGGGUACCUGACAGGAGAUUAUAUAUAAUACAUAUAUAUCUUAGUCUGUGGGUUGAGAUAUGAAUUGGCUUGUGUCUCUCUUCAGUCUUAAGAACCACAGUUUAGUUACUGACACAUUAUUCACUUUAUUUUUUGUUACAUUUUAAAGUUUAUAUUAUUGUUAUUUGUUGUUGUUGUUGGACCACCACAGUACUAGAGAAAUCUUAUUCCUUUCUGUUCAUGGUACCAUACCAGUCAUGUUUGUACAGUAUUUAUGUUUUAUUUUAAUUGAGUUAUCUUUUUACAGCACUUAAUUUAUACAUUUUUCUUUAGUGUGGGCCAGAAGGUGGGGCUGAGGUUGAGUGGCUAGUUUGAGAGUUACAUCGUGAAAUCUCUCGCCUCACUCAGGAGCUGCAGCUGAAGUGUUUGAAAGGUGUUAGAUCACAGGGCUCCAGUUACGGUUAAGGAGAGAACCAGUCCAGUCAGGCUUGAAGGUCGUUUUAAAUCACCUGUUUCUGUAAAGAGGAGGAACACUGUAAAUGACUGAUGAUUUAAUCAAGUAAUUUUUUCAAUCGAGGGAACUCUGGUCUGUGAGGGUCCUGAAAGACAUUCCGAUUUUUAUUCCAGGUGAUCUCUAAAUUACUUAAUAUACUGUAGCAAAUCACCUCUUACAACAGAUUAUAGAUGAAUUGUUCCAAGUCUUCAGAAAUUAAUGAUUUAAUAUACACUUGUAAAACCUGCUGGAUGUGGUUUGAGGGAAGAGGUUUGGAGACCCCUGCAGUUAAUUGUUCAUAUUUGUUUUAUCCCAUU
Messenger RNA from Lepisosteus oculatus (spotted gar), 9415 nucleotides. Its product is annotated as rho guanine nucleotide exchange factor 17. The record is from RefSeq and is a predicted model, not a curated record. Gene Ontology annotation, biological process: actin cytoskeleton organization. Gene Ontology annotation, molecular function: protein binding; guanyl-nucleotide exchange factor activity. Lineage: Eukaryota; Metazoa; Chordata; Actinopteri; Semionotiformes; Lepisosteidae.